GAACAAUGGACGGCAAAAGCGACACUAGCGAGUGUUUGGACAACUACACAAAACACGGUCACAAAAAUGAAAAUAAUUCAAAACACAGCCAUAAUAAGCAUAACAACAUGAAAUACAAUAAUAAUAGCGACAAUAACAAUGACGCACACACCAUCGACUUGAACCAACACACAAACGAUCACAAUAACAAUGAUAACAACGGUGAAUGUUGCUCCCAGAGGCAGUGUCGGAGCAGAGGCGGACUUUUCAGAGCAACGCGCGGGAUUUCAGAGUCCGAAACGGCGGCUGAGUAUCCACGAAAUCUGGGAUUCAAUUCUGGAAAAACUGUGCCCAUGGAAGAUGGUUCUCAAAGUUCAGAUUUUCAGGAACAUGUACGAAUGGAAAAUAAGUUUCGGUGCUCUGAUUCUGAGGAAAAUAUGCAAACACGUAAAAAAAUUCACGCGCAGGCAUCGUUGUACCAUCAGCAGCCUUACGACGCCAGCGGUGAAGCCCUAGGGCGGUUUUUGGACACCGCGAACCAAAAUUUUGAUACCAGCGC
Molecule: messenger RNA, 538 nt
Organism: Hyalella azteca
Lineage: Eukaryota; Metazoa; Arthropoda; Malacostraca; Amphipoda; Hyalellidae
Product: probable cyclin-dependent serine/threonine-protein kinase DDB_G0292550
Source: RefSeq, a predicted model, not a curated record